AUGUUGGUAGUGGGAAACCACGACUUCAAAAACCCCAGCCGUCACACACAAGGAAGGAUAUGUCACUCGAGCCAGUCCACUGAUUAUCACAUCAGGAUAGGACCUCGGCUAAUCGACUUGAGGCGCCGACGCCGCUCAAGCGGUACAAAGGCGUAGGAAGAAAAAUAAAGAUUACAUACUAAUAUAAGUUUUAGAGAAAUAUUGUCCCUAGGUAGAUAGACCAGUAAAUUUUUUUCAAGGUCUUCGGUUGGUGCCUGAACUGAAUUUCGAAAGCGAGUUUUGCCCAAGUAAGAACCCUUUUGAAUAAAAAGUAUUAGACAAAUCUUUAAAUUAAAAAAAAACUUCACAACUCCUUUCUUUUAGUGAACGAGAACCUCACAGGUUGGUUUUUUGUAGGAAAUUAGAGCUAAUCUAGAUCUUCGGCAGCUCGACUCUUGAAAAUUUUUUGUUUUUGUGCAGUUUGAGUUUUCAAAUUUCUUUAUCCACUAAAUCAGAGUGUUUUGGUUUGGCCAAUUUUCACAAAAACCUCCAGAAGAUGUUGAAAAUACCUUUUUUGUCAUGGUUUUUUUUUCAAAAAAUUUCAAGUUCGAAACCCAAAUAGUCGAAUAAUCAAGAGUUAUUUUUCCAACUUCCAGAGCAAAAUUUUCUUCAUAAAGUUAGUCUCAUUCAGAGUUAUGGAAAUACUUGUUCGAACGAAGGCACUUCGAUGCCAAUAUUGUCGCUGAAGCACUUUCAGAUGGGUGCUUUCCGAAGAAGUAAAGAAAGACAUCGAACAGCCGUAAUCCUUUGAGAAAUUGCCAGGAGCUUCGAGGUGGCAAAAGCUGUCAGGAAUUUUUGAGUUUAUUCUGGGAAUCUGGAAAAAUCUACAGGUUUUUCUGCAGCGUAGCAUGAGAACUUGGGAGAGUUUUUUUUUUUCAGGGCUGAAUCUUUUUUUUUUCAAUUAAGUUCUCAUGGUAGAAAGUUGAAGUAAUUCUGAAAGAUAAUACAACUCACAAUAUUUUUAGUUUCAGAAAAAAAUUAAGAAGCGAGUUCUGCUCUCAAAACCACCGCAAAAAAAUGUUCUAUUUCCAAAAAAAUAAUUAAUAAAAAGUAAGAGUUUUGCUUCUCAAACUUUGCUUCUUUCUCUGUAGCUCAUGUUAUGUUAUGUAUAAGAGUGAAAUAAAUAUUAAAAUAUUCAAGAAUUAAAAAGCUCCUUUUUUUCGAAUGCACCUGCCUUGUCCUCUUCGAAAUCGAGAUUUUGGGACAAAAAACGGAGUUCCACUUUAUUUUUGACGCCAAAUGCCAUUCUUCCGAAUUUUUCCCAAAAUUCUUCUCACAUUGCAGUUGACAUAUUUUUUCAUUUCGCAGGGAUAUGAAAUUGCAAUAUUCUUCGCCGAGGCCCACUUCAUUUUUAUUUCCAGAACAAAUACUGACUACUGCCCUCUCGUUGGCCUAAAAAAAAGCACUAUAGAUCUGAAUUUUGAUCAAAUAUGCACGAAGGCUCCCCUUAAUUCGUACUCUCUCUGAAUACUUAAUGGUCGAGUUAGCGACUCGAGCAAUUUUUUUUAGUCUUUCCCUUUUAGAGUUGCCUUUUUGCUUCUUUUUGAGACUUCCCUUCUCUCAGAAAAAAACGAAAAUUCUAAAAUAGGAAAGAAAUGUGAACUUCAUGAAAGAAAGAAGUCCUACUCGGAAAAAUGGAAAUCUUAUUAUUCCCCAUAUUAUGAAUAUUUUUUUUUCCUUCUAAGUUGUUGAACAGUAGAUACUCUCUAGGGCCAAUGUAGGCUAUCGUGAAUCACGAAGACAUCGUGGCCGCGUGGCCUAAUGGAUAAGGCACCAGACUUCGGAUCUGGGGAUUGUAGGUUCGAGUCCUGCCGUGGUCGAAAAUCUUUUGCCCUUUUUUAAUCAAGCUUCAAAAUAUACUUCCGAUUAAUUUUUCCUCGAAGAAAAAAAACAUUCCAUCGGAAAAUUGAACUGCCAUAAGGCUGUGAAAUCUUUUCAUUCUUAACUUUUUUUUUCUCAUUUGAUUUUUUUCAACUUCUUGAUACAGUACUAUAAAAAAGGUCUCAAUCGUAGUGAAUUGACGAAGCUGGCAGAGAUCCAAGCGGCCGGUGUCCCACGGCUAAAAUGUCGAGGAGAGAAAGAUAGAGAGAAGGAACGAGGGAGAGAGAGAUCAAUACGGCUGAGAGCUCCUAUUUGAACCCCUCAACAACAGCGUGGAUCCUCCCACUUUUGGCUCGAGGGCUACUUCUUUUCUCUCUUUUCCUCAGUCCACAAAACGGCUUUUUGGUUCGUUUUUAGUGUUUCCAAUGAACUUCAAUUACCUCUUUUUGUUGGCCAGUUUGCAACAUUCUUCUCUUCAAAUACCUUUUUCUUUCUUUUUUCGUUCUUCUUCUUACUUCCCGCACGUGGCGCUUCCAAAAAAGAGAUACUAUGUGACAGAAAUCUGUAACUUUACGCUUCGGUGAAAUGUUGCAAGAGUUUUAAUAUUUUUAUAUUUCUUCUGACCAUUUCCCUUGUUUUGGCGCAAUCCUUCUGUUGUGUUUUGAAAUUUUUUUGUACUAUCACGUGAAUUCAACAAAAAGCUGUAAUUCAAAUAUUCUUUGAAUAUCCCAAAAUCCAACAUUUUUUUGUAUAAAAAGAAUCUAUUUCAUUCUGAGCGCGCGUAAAUUGUGUAAAUUUUUCACAUUAACUUCUCACCCUUCUUACUGUUAUAACGCAUUGAAUUGUGUCCUCUUUACAUUUUAUUCACGCUAAUACAUAUUAUAAGAUUAGGACAUACAUGAUGUGAAAGAAACAUUUCUACAUAUAGUUUUUUCAAAUUCCCGUUUUCAUUUUUUUUUUUUAUAUUUAAAAUUGCGUUUUCUUUCCUUAAUUUUUCUUUUUCUUUUUGGUUUUCAUUUUCUCACUCUCAAAGAAUUGAUAAAUUAAUUUGUAAUGAAAUAAAAUGCAAAACGCGACGCAAUAUGAUAAGCUAAAAAUGAGAAAAAUGCGAGGGUGGAGAAACAGAUGUCCGCUCGAAACAUAAACGCAUCCUGUUUCGCAGUCACUUCCGCUGAUUGAGAGGUUCAAAGCUCUCCGUCGCUUCAAUAAAUUCCAACUAAAAAGCAUUUUCUCUUUUGUUUUUGAGCGAAUAGAAUUAAUUUUCGGAUUCUUAGAUUGUUUUGAAGGAAGCUGAGCGUAAGUGAAAAGAGGGGGAUAAAAAAUAAAAGCUUCACAUAUUUUCAGUCUUGUGAAUACUACCUGGAAUAUAAAUUUUCGGCUUCGAAUCUGACAACGUCGUGAGUCGGUGAUUUACGCGCAACAGAUGUAAGCGUCGUCUUUUUUCCUCUCAUCUUGGAUGGGCUGUUGACGAUCGUAAAACAGAUGGACCCGAAUUCGUCUGUGUUUAUCCAUCUCUUUCUACGACGCUCAUUAUUUUCAUUGAGCUAUUUUCUCCUUUUUUCUUUUGUUUUCUUGGAUUUUUCGCUCAUUUUUUCACGUUUUUUUUUGCAACUUUUCGCUCUUGAAUUGGUUUUUUUCAGCUGCCAGGCUGGAUCGCGGCGGCUGGUUCGGCGGCGGCGGCUUGGGCCACCGAGACUUGGGCCAAAAUGUUCCUGGUCCUUCGAACUAUCCGGUGAUCACCGGAUCUUCGGCCCCCGAACCGGCUCCUUCGGCUCUCGGCUAUGGCUCGGCAUUCAGACAUCCCAUCGGCUAUGGUUCUGCGGCUGGUGGCACUGCCGCUCGUCGACUUCAGAGGUUUUUUUAAAAACCUUUUCUGAAUUAUUUUUUUUUCAAGACUUUUUUUUUCACUUUUAUCGUUUUUUUUACCUUCACAGUUCGAAAUUCCAUGUUUUGUUUGUUUUUCGAUAAAUUUCAUUGAUUGCAGACAACACCGGUCGAUGGACGGCCUGGGACUGAUGGAGGGCUUCGAGGAGAGCGCCUACGGAGGACUGAGUCCGUUCUCAGGACCUCAGGCCUCGACGUCACAGGCCUUCUCGGUGCCGUUGGCCGUCUCCACGCAGAUGACGUCACACAACGACUACCGAGCUCCGCUGUCAAACCCCGUUCCUUCCCAACAUAACUUCUGGAAUUCUCAGGGGUCCGUUUCCCUUUUUAGAGUCCUUAACCUCAUUUUCAAAAAAAAAAACUUAAUACUGUUCGAAUCGAAAUUUGUGGGUUUUUCACGAAAACGAAUUUAGAAUUUAAAAAAAAUUUAGAUGUCUCUCCGGUAAUUUUUUUAAAGUUAAUAGAUAAGGAAGGUUGAGGUCGGAAAAAAAUUUGGUUGAAGCGCUUGAAAUAAGAAAAAGAAAGUAGCAAGAAGGUUUUUAAAAUAGUAUGAAUCAAAUAAAUAUAGAAUCUAUGCUCAGGGUAUUUAUUAUAAUCGGUCAAAUCAAAUUUUUCAAAAACUUUUUUUCGAUUCAUAACGUUGAUUUUAAAAAUCAAUUUCAAUUUUUUUGAGUUUCAACUCGAACAUUUUUUUUCAACAGUCAAGAUGUUGAAAUAGUUGAACCGUUGAAAAUCAACUGUUGAGAAUUUUUGAAACGAGGUCACCUGUUUAAAAAAAAAGAUUGAACCAACGUUCGGUUGAGCGGUUGAAAUUAACGACCAAAGUACUCAUCUUUCUCUUUAGUAAUAACUUUUUGACGAGAACGAUUUCGAGGGUCCACCUCUCAAUGACAGUCUCACUGACUCUUGACAUUAAGGGAAAAACAUGACCACAAUAGCUGGCAAAGGCGAGAAUGUUUGCUUUCCAUCACAUUCUUCCCUUCGUCUUUCCUCCCUCUCGUCCUUCGAUCCGACUCCGAUUCCUCAUAUUCAUGUUUACUUAACAUCUGCAUUACAAAAUUAAUCUUUCUAUAACAUUGGACUUUUUUUCAGUUCAAUCUGAUGAUCUGUUGAAGUCUGAUCUGAGAGAAUAUUUUACUCUCAACCCCAGAAUUUGGUGUAAACACCCCUUCUUGUAGUUGAUCUCUGAAAGCUCUACCUGUAAAUUUUUGAAAAUCAAAGACUUGAAGAUUAAUUUUAUGGAUGCUGUGCGGAACUCAAAAGUUAGAGCUUUUUUUUUCGAAAACUGGAUGUUAUGAAGCUUGAGACUCCGAUUUUUUUUAUUAUCUAUGCUUUCUAGAAAACUUUCAAAAUUUUUGGAUGCUUCCAGUAAGACUAAUAGACCGAGAGUUCGAAUAUGAGCCGAUUUUGUUAGAGAGAAAACAAUUUUUUCGAAAAGGUACGAAAUUUCGCAGGUUCUCAUAUUUUAUAUAACAGUGAUUUUGAAACGCCAGAUUUAUUUAUAAUAUUUUUCAAUCCGGAAGGUUAUUUUUAUCGUAAGGAAUGACUAGGAGCGGACGCGAAGCGGUUAAUUGAACCGACACUAGAAAUUCAGAAAUUCAACCAUGAAAAAAAAAUCAGGAGCAACAGGAUGUCUGAUUGAGCAAAAAGCAGCGCAACCACGACGUUUAUGACGAUUUCAUGUCAUAUUCCAUUUUUUUUUUUCAGUCGAAUAUGGUAUUUAAGAAUAUGGUAAAACUCUAGCGUUUGAACAUGUUCUUCUUUGCAUAACUAUGGUCUUGUAGAAACAUCUGAACGUAACAUUUAGGGGAAAAGAACCAGUUUUGGGCGCCACCGAUAGUUUCACAAAGACUAACGGUAAACGGCGGUUUUGGACCUUUUAAAAUGGCCGCCUUUUUGCAGCCAUUCUUCGACCGUUUUGUUAUAAAUUACCUCGUCUUUUCAGGUCUUCUAGUCCUUUAAAUAGAAACAAUGUAGUGUUUUAUUCAAAAAAAAAUGAGCGGAAACUGUUUUUUGUUUGUUUGAUGAGUGAGGCUGUCGAAGGAAUUUCUGCCGAACAACAGCGUCGUUGCAUUCCAAAGAUGGCCUUGUUCUUUUUUUCGAACGUUUUUUCACAUUUUCGAAAGGAUUGAGAGAUUUUCAAGGUUCUAAACCUUAAUAUUUCACACAUUCUAGCCUGAUGACCGGAAGACGGACAAGAUUAGACCACAGGGUUUUCCGCCAAAUUUAAUUUUGCGCCAGUCCAUGGCGUUUUGUUUUUCGCCCACAACUGGACCUUGACUACUCUCUUUUUGCUUGUGUCGAUUGAUUUUCUGCUCAGUUAUUCCCAGAAAAAGAUCACGUUAACUUAUUUAUCAGUAGAUAAGCUCAAUGAAAAUUGUAGUUUGAACUCAAUUUUAAACGGAAGCUAUUAUCUUUGUAACAAGCUUUGGGUGUCCUUGAGAAAAUCCAAAUUUUUACCUUUCAACCGAUUUUUUUUUACCGUAUUCAAGUAAUGUAAAUCUUCAAACUUUAAAGGCUGUCCUCAUAAAAAAAAGUCUUCUUGGCGAAUUAAUAAGUUGAAUGCAUUGAGUCAACUUUCAACUGAGUCUAUAUGCUUGCGAGCAUUUUGUAGCCGUGAAAAAUCUCGGCUUUUUCGGGUCAAAACCUAAUUAAAAAUCUCAAACGGCCUCAGUUCACCUAACCGAGUAGCGUAAUGAAAGAAAAAGAGUGGACAAAUCGUUUGGAGCCAUUAAUGUCGAUUUUCUCGCCUGCACGUCUUUCCUUUUCCCAUUUAUUCCAAAUUUGGCUCUUCUUCUUUUUUCUUUUUGUCAUUCUUUUGAUCUCAAGAACAACUUAUUCAAAAAUAUAAGAGAAUUUCUACGAGCUUCGCUCCUAAAUCACCCGAAAAGUUGAUCACUGAUGAAAUUGAUAAGAGUGUUUGGUAGCAGAUAUUUUUUUAGGUCACUCAUCAAUCUUUCCCAAUAUUUUUGCGAUAUUAUCAUAAAGACUUGUCAUUUCAUUGUCCCUUGAAGGAGUUUUUAAGUUAAAUGAUGAAUUCAUGUUUUUGCAUUUUUUUCUUAUCAAAAUGACUUCUUCGGUCAAUUUUUUUGUAUCGUUUCGAAUAAUUUUUACGACUACUAAAAAAAUUCUUAUGAAAUUUUCAAAUGAAAACUGUUUUUAAAAUUAUAUAUUUUUUUAAAGAAAUACAUGGAAGAAACCGAGUUUGCCGCUCAGAAAUCUUUUGGAAGCUUUUUCCUUCUUUUUCUUUUUCUCUUUUUUUCUACAAAAAAAUGAGUAAGCGAAGGAAUUCCCAUGAGUCACACGUUUUUCAUGGCCUCGGGCUUCCUUGUUUUAGAUUUUCCGUUGCGUAAUAUUUUUCUUCCUGUAAACGAAAGCGACUCUUUGGUACCUUUAUUGGGAUAACUAAAUUUUUUAACCCCUUAGCUUUUUUUAUCUGGUGGAUAUAAUAUAACCCUCCUUCUUUUGAAAUACGUAUUUUUCAGAAUGUGAUAAAUUUUUAUUUCAGAAUGCUUGGCGCAAAUCAAUAUGAGCCGACUUCGACGAGUCGGUUACCUUCUGGGAUGUCUAUCGCUGCAGAAUUCGAUCAGCUCAAGGUUCUAAAUUUUAAAUCGUCAUCUUUGUCUUAUUUGAACUUGUUUCAGAUGGACUAUUCAGCCGCGAUCGAAAAGCUCAACCAAACGAUGAACAGCAUCAAAACUUUCUGGAGUCCAGAACUAAAGGUUUUUUUAUAAUAAAUUGAGGACACCACUUUUUUUGUGUUUUAAGAGAAUCAUAUUAAAAACAAAACAAAUUUCCACAUUUGUUAAUAACUUGAACCAUUUUAAAAACUUCAUUUUUCUUUUCAAUGAAUUAUAAUAUUUCAUCUGAUAGUUUAAGAUUUUUUAGGUUGGUGAUUUCUUUAGGUGUUUUGCUGUCAUUUAAGAGAGCAAGAUGAUUGUUUAUGAAAUGUUUUAAAAGUUCAGUUAGUGAGACAAUUGCGGUUUCGUGUUUCUCCUCGGAGAUAUAAGUAUUCUUGGUUUGUUUUUUCUGUUGCGUAGAAACUUUCUAUGUAUUGAUCACUUGAUAGGCUUGUUCUAUGAGUACUAUUCAUAUGUGGCUGCUCGAUUUUGUGAGCCAGUUUAUUGAAAUUUGUUUCAAUUCCUGUUGGAAAGCUUCUUGAAUUAAUUCAAAGUUUUUUCACUAUUUUCUAGAUAAUUUUCUGAAAAAUCUUUCAAUUUUCAUAGAAGGUUAUGACUUUUGUUUCCAGAGAGAGCGACAGAUGAGAAGAGAAGAAGCUUCACGGAUAGCGCAGCUCGAAAGGAUGCUCACGACUGGCGGCGGCGGCGGCUCUUCUGCCGAUAUAGGUUCGCCGUUCAUGUAGUUUGGAUCAAUUAGCUUAUAAUUGAAGAGAGAAAAACUGAAUAAGGUUUUUGAAAAGUUGAAAAAAAUGUUUAGAUUUAUGAGCUAGAAAUUGGGGUUUCCUUUCUCUGAAAAGAAAGGAAAAUAAUCUUUUUGAGAAUAAAAAAAUCUGGAAACGUUGAGAAGAUAGAAAAGUUUUAUAGAGUCAUCAUGUGGAGGUAUGAACUUUGUUUUCUAUGAAUGACACCAAAACCUAAAAUCUCGCGAUUCCGCCAUUUUUAAGCAAAAAAACCCAAGGCUUGUAUGCAGCUGUUUGGAAUUGAAAAAAAGUUUAUAAAAAAAUAGUUUUUUUAUCAAAAAUAUCCACGGAAGAUAAACAAAGUAUAGAAAUAAUCUAUUGAGUCUUAGCAGUUUCACAAAUUCCUAUAUCAAACUUCAUAGGUUAUAAUUUGAAUCAAACUUCGAAAAUUAAGCUUUCUUAAAAUGAAGCCUCUUUUGAAAAAAAAAACAUACAUUGAAACACGUAGCUCCUUCUUUUUCUCUUCAGCGCAACUGCGAUUGGAGUUGGCGGCGCGGGACGAGCGUAUCCGGCAGUUGACGUCGACGUUAGACGACGCCAGGAGUGGAAACCCGUCGGCCGCCUUCUCGGACUCGCGAAUCCGUGAGCUGGAGGAGACCAUCAGAAGACUGCAGAACAUCCUCGCCAACAAGGAGCUCAUGGGCUCCAAUCCUAACGUUCCUUUCAUUUUCGGAACAUUUUUUUUAUUCUUUUUUUUUAGGAUCCCAACAGCCGAUAUGCCAUCGAAAACGCACUGCGCAGAGUUGAUGAAAAGGUUCGCGAAAUGUCUCUUGAAGUGCCAUUUCUGUUUCAUUCCAGCAGUCGAGGAUAGUCGAGCUCGAAGAUGAACUGAUGCGCGUGAGACUCGCGAGAAGCAACCAGCCCCGGGAUUUCACGGACAAGAACCUUUCCGGACACGAAAUGGUAACUUUUUUGUUGAUUUUCAUAAGUUUUGGAAAGAUUUUCCAACGAUUUUUCUCCUCAACUUGCUCAAAUUAUAUUUCAUUUCGCUCUACAGUUUUCCAUGUCAUGUUCAGGUUUUUUAUUUAGAAGCUAGUAGUGGAAUGGUUAAGACCUUGAAGCCUUAAAAACCUUUUUUCCUGUAACUUUUUUUCAUCUGAUAACAGCAACAAGAAAUAAAGUUUUUGGUCGGUCUAAAGAAAAAUUUUAUGUUUUUGAUGUUCACAACGAUUAUUUUUUUUGAGGAGAGCUUUCAGAAUGGCCUAUUUAGAUACAUAGUACUAGUAGAAUUUGAUAAAAUAAGGAUUUUGCUUAUACAUGACGAUUUCAAUCUUAGGUGACGAUGAGAAUGAAGCUGGAAAGGAGCGAAGUGGAGCUGGCGGAGCGGAAAGCCGAGCUGUCGGCUUGCCAGACGCGGAUGCACACGGCGGAAGAAGGCACGGCGGAUAUGCGAGCCCAUCUUCAGCUCCUCAAGGACCAGCUCACCAACCGCGAGCAACACAACACUCUUCUGCAGGGCGACGUGGGUUCUUUUCUCUUAGUGUACAUUAAAAUAUAAAAUCUUCGUUUUAGUCAAAGGUGUAACCGACUCACCUGUUCACGAGAAUUUUUGAAGUCAUAUCAAAAAACCGUUUAUGGUGAGCUUGAAGUCGAAACCUGUAGUUGAUGAAGGUGAAAGCAUGGUCUUCCGGAACUUCGCCUUGUUCUUUUGUGCGUGGAAUACACCAGGUUUUGACACUGAAGCCCUGAAACCGUGAACUAGAUGAAAGUCUCAAAAUGAGAGCGACCCCAGAAGAGUAAAGUCUUUAAACGUACAUCUUCUCCAGGUCCCUUCAAGAAGACGUUCAGGUUGACGCUCUCAGACUGAAGUUGGACAGUAAGAAUAAGCAACUCGAGCAGAAGGAAGAGAGGAUCCUUGCGUUGGAAAAAGAAGUCGCUUCACUUCGAGCCGACAUCUCCGACAAGACUGAAGCCGUUAGUUAAACUGGACUUCUAUAAAUACAAGACAAUAUUUAAAGGCUCGCCAGUCGGAAAAUAGAAUCUCGCAAAUGAUGGGUCGGAUCGAUGGAUUGGAGACUAACUUGAGAGAGAAAGAGCAAGAACUUGAUAAGGCCAAAGUGAAUAAUAAUCCUCAAACAUUUUCAAAAGGAAGAGUUCAGAUAAAACUACUCAGCCAUCCAGACAUCAUCAAGGAGAAGGAGUUGACUGAACGAAUUGAGCAAGGUGCGACUUUUGUUCAUUUCAUGCGUGAUCAGGAAAUUUAAGGCGAACGGGAACGAGUCCGGCUUCAAGAACAUAUCGAUCAAUUGAGACGAAACGCCGAGAAGGAAAGAUUGGAGCAGCAGCAGACCUAUCAGAACGAGGUUUUUGGAUUUUUCGAAUUCAUGAAUAUAAUUAGCAUUACUGUUUCUGAAUUUUUUUAAUUUUUUUACGGAAUAGUAUUUAUUUCAAUUGCGCCAAAAAAAAGAUUCAACUUGCAUGUUUUGUUUCUGCCAGGAAAAAAACAAAAAAAUGGGAAAUUUACUUUUUUUUUUCAAGUUUCAAACUGAUUUACAGAUCUCAGUCUAGAAAUGAGCGAAAAUUUUUUGAGAAGAAAAAUACCUAUUAAUUUGCACCUUUUUCGCAUUUUUAUUAAUUUUGAACUUUUUCAUUACUCUCAGUCAGGAACACACCAUAAAACCUCACAUGAAAUGACAAAAUUAGAGUGUCACAUUGUAUCGAAAUUCUUUAAACGCUUCUGCGACGUUUUCGGCAACUCUAUGUGCGGAAACGGAGUCACAAGUCGAACUGAAAGAAAUGAAAAUUAUCUUAUUCCAAAAAGAAAAAAUAUUUCAGUUACGCCAACUUCGAGCCAACAACGAAAAUCUUCAAAAAGAACUGUCUGAUCGAGAUGUCCUGUUGGAGUCGCAAAAUGAAAAGGUCCGACUUUUUUUUUUCUUAUUUCGAACCGAUGGCUCGGAAAAACUCUCAAUCGAAAACUCAUAAUACUAAACAUUUCAAAAAUUCCCCGAAAACUUCCAUGAAUAUAUGCGUUUUCAGAUAGGCGAUAUGGGCAGAGAUGUCAACGCGGCCAAGAUGAAGCUGGAAGAAGCCAUGGUGGACAAAGGCGCCGACGAAUUGAGACGAGAGGUCGUGCUCGUCGAUGAAAUCGUCCUGAAACUCUAAGUUGCAGGUGGAAGGAGCACGAGGCGAGGUGGAGAAGCUGCUCAAAAUGGUCAAGCAGCUCGAGAAGGAGAACGCGGCGCUGAGCAGCCAGUGCAAACAACUCGCUGGGGCCGCCGCCGAGAAACGCGACGUCGACGGGAAUACUCUGGACCGAAACGCGAAGAUGACCGCCGGCGGUGGACAGCACGUUUCUCAGGCCAACCUGAGGAAAAGGUAAGGAAAAAAAAAAGGAAAUUCAGUAAAUACGUCUUGGAAAAAGUAAAUCGGGGGAAUCUCUUGAAAAGCUGGAAAUUGGGUGAAAGAAAAGGCUUUAGAGCUUAUAUAGCAAGACAAAUUCUGAUUUUUCUGAUGUUUUUGCAGAAUCGAAGAGUUGGAAGAAGCGCUCCAAGAAUCAGUCACCAUAACAGCCGAGCGAGAAAUACAUUUAGCACAGCAAAAACAACACUUCCAACAAGUUAAUCAACAGGUUUCCCUUGAAGACAUUCAGAACACAAAAGGAAGAUUUGCAGUUGUCCGAGGCCAGACGCGAAAUCGUGGAGUUGCGGCAACGAAACUCUACCGUUUCUACAGGAGACGUCGCCGAACGGGAGCAAAUGAUGAGAGCCAUCGAAGCGGAACGACGGCAACACUUGGAACAACUCCUUCAGCUCAAGUAUAGCACCAGAAUUGGAAAGAAAUACUUUGACUUUCCAUUUUGAAGGCAAGAGGCUUUGCUAGCAGCGAUCGGCGAGAAAGACGCCCAUCUGGCGCUUCUGGAGAAGGCCCGCGGUCCGAGGGACGAAAUCGAGACGAUCCGCCGUCACAAGGACGCCUUGAUGCGAAAGUUGAAGCAGGAGAAUGAGAGGUAGGUAUAUGAGGGAAGAAAGGAAAAAAGGAAAAUCAAGAAAAAAAUUACCGAUUUUCGAAAAAUUGAAGAAACUAUUCCAAAAUUACUUUUUCGAGGUUCGCAGAAAUGGUACUAUGAAAUUGGAAAUGCCAUAGUAGAUUUGAAAACAAAAUAGGUAUACACAUCCUUAUGAUGAAUAAGAGCCUUAAGGAGUCUUCGAUUAGAUUUUUGCAAAGCUUCUUCGAAUAUUUUUCUCGUAUGAGGGCUUUUUUUGAAGUUCAGUAAGCCCCAUAGUAUAAAGUUGGCUUUUUUUAUUCGUUAUAAAGAGUUUUUUGGCCUCCAUUUUAGCCUACAUUUUUAAAACAACUUUGAAGUGUUCGAAGUUUCAGACGAGCCCUAGUAGUACGACCCGAAAGUGCUGCUUCAAUGGUUCAACCUGGUGCCAGCGUGAUUCCUGGAGCCCCGCUGCCUCUUCUUCCGCCCUCGGGAAUCCUUCCGCCGCAGAAUGUUCCUGACGUCGACGAGAACGACGGCAUCUGGGCCUGA
This is a messenger RNA of Caenorhabditis auriculariae, 12641 nucleotides long. The record is from the annotation of a GenBank genome assembly. NCBI's taxonomy places the organism in Eukaryota, Metazoa, Nematoda, Chromadorea, Rhabditida, Rhabditidae.